AUGCACUCUCCUGAACCCCUCUCUGGUGAUUCUGAAAGUGAGGAUGGCAGCGUCGCACCUCUACCUCCCGUGGAUGAUGAUUCUUAUCCUGUAGCACCGGACACGUUGUCCAAUGAUGUUGGUCCGUUCAUUUCUCGUGUGGUUCCUGUGCCUGCAUCUAUGGAUACCAAGUGUCGUGCUGGGCAUUUUCUGGCCUAUCUAACUGUGAAUUGGCUGAAGAUUCCUGCCUAUGAUCAGUCGGCCUUGAUUUGGUUCCACCGAAAGGAAUGCACUCCUGGCCCAUGUCUUCUGUGCAAGGGAAAUUCAUUUCCCUGCUUGUUCCUCACUCACCCCAAGCACUGCUUGUUCUGUUCCGUGCAUGGUCAUGCGUGCUCUGGUCCGGUACCAGCCUUAGAUUGCCCUGGUUCAUCGGAUGCUCUGCUCGGUGACUGA
This is a messenger RNA of Laetiporus sulphureus 93-53, 432 nucleotides long. RefSeq lists its product as uncharacterized. NCBI's taxonomy places the organism in Eukaryota, Fungi, Basidiomycota, Agaricomycetes, Polyporales, Laetiporaceae. The record is from RefSeq and is a predicted model, not a curated record. The coding region runs from base 1 to 432 and encodes 143 amino acids. The transcript has 2 exons.